GAGAGAGGGAGGGAGGAACGGGCGAGAAAAGUGCACGGCGCCCCAGGCGAGGUCCGCACUCCUCGUCCCCGCGGCUGGCGCAGGACCUCACUCGAGCGGAGCGCCCACGGGGAGCGGGUCGCGGGGCGGCGGCGGCGAGGAGGAGGCGAGAAGGAGUUGGAGGAGGCGAGGGCGAGCGAGCCGAGCGGGGUCCGGGCCGCCCCGCGGGCCAAGGUCGAGCCCUCCCGCCCGUGGUGGGCGAGCGCGCCAGCCGACCCCUGCCAGAGAGCCACCGCCACAAAGAGAACUGGCCGGCGCCUGCUCCCCAUGACUUCCUGAAGUUGUGCCGUCCCCGCCGAGUCCGCUGCCCCGGCCGUGCCCCGCGCGCCCGUGCGUCCCCGCGCGCCCCGACCCGCGCCCCGCCGGCAUGGACGUCCACACCCGCUGGAAAGCGCGCAGCCCGCUCCGCCCGGGCGCCCCGCUGCUGUCCCCGCUGCUGCUGCUGCUGCUGCUGUGGGCGCCGCCUCCGAGCCGCGCAGCUCAGCCAGCAGAUCUCCUGAAGGUUCUAGAUUUUCACAACUUGCCUGAUGGAAUAACAAAGACGACAGGUUUCUGUGCAACGAGACGAUCUUCCAAAGGCCCGGAUGUUGCCUACAGGGUCACAAAAGAUGCUCAGCUCAGUGCACCCACCAAGCAGCUGUACCCUGCAUCUGCAUUUCCUGAGGAUUUCUCCAUUCUAACCACUGUGAAAGCCAAGAAAGGCAGCCAGGCCUUCCUGGUCUCCAUUUACAACGAGCAGGGCAUCCAGCAGAUCGGCCUGGAGAUGGGCCGCUCUCCCGUCUUCCUCUACGAAGACCACACAGGGAAACCAGGGCCGGAGGACUAUCCUCUCUUCAGGGGCAUCAACCUGUCAGAUGGCAAGUGGCACAGAAUUGCUCUCAGUGUCCACAAGAAAAAUGUCACCUUGAUCCUGGACUGCAAAAAGAAGACCACCAAAUUCCUGGACCGCAGUGACCACCCCAUGAUAGACGUCAACGGCAUCAUCGUGUUCGGCACCCGGAUUCUGGAUGAGGAAGUGUUUGAGGGUGAUAUCCAGCAGCUGCUCUUCGUCUCAGACCACCGGGCAGCUUAUGAUUACUGCGAGCACUACAGCCCCGACUGUGACACUGCAGUCCCCGACACCCCCCAGUCGCAGGACCCCAACCCAGAUGAAUAUUACCCGGAAGGAGAGAAUGAAGGCGAGACCUAUUACUACGAGUAUCCCUACUAUGAGGACACGGAAGACGUGAGCAAGGAGCCCCCCCCAACCAAGACGCCUGUGGAAGCUGCUAGAGAGACCACAGAGAUUGCCGAGGAGCUGACGCUGCCCCCCACGGAAGCCGCUCCGGUGACCGACGCCAGCGAGGGGCCUGGGAAGGAGGACGACGUGGGCAUAGAGGACUAUGACUAUGUGCCCAGCGAGGACUACUACACGCCGCCCCCUUACGAGGACCUCAACUACGGCGAGGGCCUGGAGAACCCUGACGAGAACCCCGACCAGCUGCCUGAACCCAGGGCCGAGGUUCCCACCAGCACCGUCAGCACCUCCAACGGCUCCAACCCAGCUCCGCCUCCAGAGGAAGGGAGAGAUGACCUGGAGGGUGAGUUCACCGAGGAAACCAUCAAGAACCUGGACGAAAACUACUACGACCCUUACUACGACCCCACCGUCUCCCCGUCGGAGAUCGGGCCGGGCAUGCCUGCAAACCAGGACACCAUCUACGAAGGGAUUGGAGGACCACGGGGCGAGAAAGGUCAGAAAGGAGAGCCUGCUAUCAUCGAACCAGGUAUGCUCCUCGAGGGGCCGCCGGGCCCAGAAGGACCUGCGGGUCUCCCAGGACCUCCAGGAACAACAGGUCCCACUGGCCAAGUGGGUGACCCUGGAGAAAGGGGUCCCCCUGGACGCCCAGGCCUUCCGGGUGCUGAUGGGCUACCCGGCCCUCCUGGAACCAUGCUCAUGCUGCCUUUCCGCUUCGGAGGGGGCGGCGAUGCGGGCUCCAAAGGCCCCAUGGUCUCAGCCCAGGAGUCCCAAGCUCAAGCCAUUCUGCAGCAGGCCCGGUUGGCAUUGAGGGGGCCGGCUGGCCCGAUGGGUCUUACGGGGAGACCCGGCCCCAUGGGCCCCCCCGGGAGUGGAGGCUUGAAGGGCGAGCCAGGAGACAUGGGGCCUCAGGGUCCCCGUGGUGUGCAGGGCCCACCUGGCCCGGCGGGAAAGCCCGGAAGAAGGGGGCGGGCUGGGAGUGAUGGAGCAAGAGGGAUGCCUGGACAAACUGGCCCCAAGGGUGACCGCGGCUUCGACGGCCUGGCUGGGUUGCCGGGAGAGAAGGGCCACAGGGGUGACCCUGGCCCCUCUGGCCCGCCAGGACCUCCAGGAGACGACGGAGAAAGGGGUGACGAUGGAGAAGUCGGGCCCAGAGGGCUGCCCGGGGAACCUGGGCCGCGUGGUCUGCUGGGGCCGAAAGGGCCCCCGGGCCCUCCUGGACCUCCCGGUGUGACGGGUAUGGAUGGCCAACCAGGUCUGAAAGGAAACGUGGGUCCUCAGGGAGAGCCCGGCCCCCCGGGACAGCAGGGUAAUCCCGGUGCCCAGGGUCUUCCAGGCCCCCAGGGUGCGAUCGGUCCUCCUGGAGAAAAGGGUCCGCUGGGUAAACCAGGCCUCCCAGGAAUGCCUGGCGCUGACGGGCCCCCGGGGCACCCUGGCAAAGAAGGCCCUCCAGGAGAGAAAGGAGGCCAGGGUCCGCCUGGCCCCCAGGGCCCAAUCGGCUACCCGGGUCCUCGAGGUGUCAAGGGGGCAGAUGGCAUCCGUGGUCUGAAGGGCACCAAGGGCGAGAAGGGUGAAGACGGCUUUCCUGGGUUUAAAGGAGACAUGGGCAUCAAGGGCGAUCGGGGGGAGAUUGGCCCACCUGGUCCCAGAGGGGAAGAUGGCCCCGAAGGCCCGAAGGGUCGUGGAGGUCCGAAUGGCGAUCCCGGUCCACUGGGCCCCCCAGGGGAGAAGGGGAAACUCGGAGUCCCAGGAUUACCCGGGUACCCGGGAAGACAAGGGCCAAAGGGUUCUAUUGGAUUUCCUGGAUUUCCCGGUGCCAACGGAGAGAAGGGUGGCAGGGGCACACCUGGGAAGCCCGGACCACGGGGACAACGAGGCCCAACGGGUCCGCGGGGUGAAAGAGGCCCCCGGGGCAUCACUGGGAAGCCUGGCCCCAAGGGCAACUCUGGAGGUGAUGGUCCGGCCGGCCCUCCAGGUGAACGGGGACCCAACGGACCCCAAGGACCCACGGGGUUUCCUGGACCAAAGGGCCCCCCUGGUCCUCCGGGCAAGGAUGGGCUGCCGGGACACCCUGGACAGAGAGGCGAGACCGGUUUCCAAGGCAAGACCGGCCCUCCGGGCCCCCCGGGUGUGGUCGGCCCGCAGGGUCCCACGGGAGAAACUGGUCCAAUGGGUGAACGUGGCCACCCUGGGCCCCCGGGCCCCCCUGGUGAACAGGGGCUCCCAGGCGUUGCCGGAAAAGAAGGGACAAAGGGUGACCCGGGCCCCGCUGGCCUCCCUGGGAAAGAUGGCCCUCCAGGAUUACGCGGCUUCCCCGGGGACCGAGGGCUUCCUGGUCCAGUGGGAGCGCUUGGACUGAAAGGCAACGAAGGCCCCCCAGGCCCACCAGGCCCCGCGGGGUCUCCAGGGGAGAGAGGUCCAGCCGGUGCUGCUGGGCCCAUCGGAAUUCCAGGGAGACCUGGGCCCCAGGGACCUCCAGGGCCAGCUGGGGAGAAAGGAGCUCCUGGCGAGAAAGGUCCCCAAGGCCCAGCCGGCCGAGAUGGUCUCCAGGGUCCUGUGGGGCUCCCUGGUCCAGCGGGCCCUGUGGGCCCCCCUGGAGAAGAUGGAGAUAAGGGAGAGAUCGGGGAGCCGGGACAGAAGGGCAGCAAGGGGGACAAAGGCGAGCAGGGUCCACCUGGGCCUACCGGUCCCCAAGGCCCCAUCGGACAGCCAGGCCCCUCCGGAGCUGACGGAGAGCCAGGUCCUCGUGGACAGCAGGGCCUUUUCGGGCAGAAAGGUGACGAAGGUCCGAGAGGUUUUCCUGGCCCCCCCGGGCCCGUGGGGCUGCAGGGUCUGCCGGGACCUCCAGGAGAGAAGGGAGAGACUGGAGACGUGGGUCAGAUGGGCCCUCCAGGUCCCCCUGGCCCCCGAGGACCCUCUGGAGCUCCAGGUGCUGAUGGGCCACAAGGUCCCCCAGGUGGAAUAGGCAAUCCUGGUGCAGUGGGAGAGAAGGGUGAGCCUGGUGAAGCUGGUGAACCUGGCCUUCCCGGAGAAGGAGGCCUCCCGGGACCCAAAGGAGAAAGGGGAGAGAAGGGCGAGUCAGGCCCUUCUGGUGCUGCUGGACCCCCUGGACCCAAAGGCCCUCCUGGAGACGACGGUCCCAAAGGCAGCCCCGGCCCGGUCGGUUUUCCCGGAGAUCCCGGUCCCCCCGGAGAGCCUGGCCCUGCGGGUCAAGAUGGUCCCCCUGGUGACAAAGGAGACGAUGGCGAGCCAGGGCAGACGGGAUCGCCGGGCCCCACUGGUGAACCAGGUCCGUCUGGGCCUCCAGGAAAAAGGGGUCCCCCCGGCCCCGCGGGCCCCGAAGGCAGACAGGGAGAGAAAGGAGCCAAGGGAGAAGCUGGCUUGGAAGGCCCUCCUGGGAAGACUGGCCCCAUCGGCCCCCAGGGGGCCCCUGGGAAGCCUGGGCCCGAUGGCCUUCGAGGGAUCCCCGGCCCUGUGGGUGAACAAGGUCUCCCGGGAUCCCCAGGCCCCGACGGUCCCCCCGGCCCCAUGGGUCCCCCAGGACUCCCCGGCCUCAAAGGAGAUUCUGGCCCCAAAGGGGAAAAGGGUCAUCCAGGCUUGAUCGGACUCAUCGGACCUCCGGGUGAACAGGGUGAAAAGGGUGACCGUGGUCUCCCGGGUCCCCAGGGCUCCUCCGGCCCCAAGGGAGAACAGGGUAUCACUGGUCCUUCUGGCCCGAUCGGACCCCCGGGCCCUCCCGGCUUGCCGGGUCCUCCUGGUCCAAAAGGUGCUAAGGGCUCCUCGGGUCCAACUGGUCCGAAGGGUGAGGCAGGCCACCCAGGACCCCCUGGCCCGCCGGGCCCCCCGGGCGAGGUCAUCCAGCCUCUGCCGAUCCAGGCGUCCAGGACCCGGCGGAACAUCGACGCCAGCCAGAUGCUGGACGACGGGGACGGCGAGAACUACAUGGACUACGCGGACGGCAUGGAGGAGAUCUUCGGCUCACUCAACUCCCUGAAGCUGGAGAUCGAGCAGAUGAAGCGGCCGUUGGGCACGCAGCAGAACCCCGCCCGCACCUGCAAGGACCUGCAGCUGUGCCACCCCGACUUCCCAGACGGUGAAUACUGGGUGGACCCCAACCAGGGCUGCUCCCGGGAUUCCUUCAAAGUGUACUGCAACUUCACGGCGGGAGGGGCGACCUGCGUCUUCCCCGACAAGAAGUCUGAGGGGGCCAGAAUCACUUCUUGGCCCAAAGAAAACCCAGGUUCCUGGUUCAGUGAAUUCAAGCGUGGUAAACUGCUCUCCUAUGUGGACGCGGAGGGCAACCCGGUGGGUGUGGUCCAGAUGACCUUCCUGCGGCUGCUGAGCGCCUCUGCACACCAGAACAUCACCUACAACUGCUACCAGUCGGUCGCCUGGCAGGACGCCGCCACGGGCAGCUACGACAAGGCCAUGCGCUUCCUGGGCUCCAACGACGAGGAGAUGUCCUUUGACAACAGCCCCUACAUCCGUGCCCUGGUGGACGGCUGUGCUACAAGGAAAGGGUAUCAGAAGACCGUUCUGGAAAUCGACACUCCCAAGGUGGAGCAAGUGCCCAUCGUGGACAUCAUGUUCAACGACUUCGGUGAAGCAUCACAGAAAUUCGGAUUCGAAGUGGGGCCGGCUUGCUUCCUGGGCUAGGAGCCGCGAGCCCGGCCCCCAAGAGCAACCUCGUGACCUCAGCGCGCCGUCUGUGGGUGUCCUGGACAGUGAAGGCCCCUCGUCCCUCCCCCGCCCUCGUCUGCGCCUCGGCACCGUGCCGUGCCAGACCCCCAACCCAGAGAGAGCAAAGGGAACGAGCCGUGUCCCCCACCCCGGAGCCGAAUCACAUGACCUAGACGUCCCACAGCCGCGGGGCCGGAAUGCCACCACCCCCGUUCCGUCUACACCACACUCCACAGGGAAGGAACGGGGCCCACACUUCUUGCCACGGAGCUCGCCAGCCGCGUUCGUGGAGAGUUCGCAGGGCGGGGGUGGGGCUGCAAUAUUGAGAGAUCAUUUUUCUUUAAUUCAACUUGAAGAUGUGUAUUUCCCCUGACCUUCAAAAAUGUUCUGAGUCAAGCCUUGUAAAGGUCAUCCCCGCCCUGCCAGAGCCUCGUUCUCAACAUCCAUUCGCAGGCCCAAUGUCGCUCUGCAUGUGCCUUUCCGAUGGAUUAAAGGUGCUUUUGUUUUGUGAGUUUUAAGUAAAUAUUUGUAUUGUAUUGUCAUAAAUGUUCAGUGUCCCUGACUUUCAAUCAUGCAUGUCAACCCAGCCUCAGUCCCACCGGGAGAAUGGGAUGUGGCGUCCAUUCUGGGAUGCGGUCCAGUUCUGGCUAGAAAGGGGAAGCCCCGCUGCCACCCUGCUCAAGAAUGUGCAACAAAUUGGAAAUUUACCCAGGGCAGCAAGAAUUCACGCCGCCCCUGAAGAAGCAGGUUCCAGUGCCCUCUUACAGACAAUUUUUUGAUUAGCUCUGGAUUUUUUUUUUUUAAUGUGGAGGAAAAAAAGGAUCUUAUACUUUGCCUUUUCUACAUGCACUUAGAUGAAAACACAGGCUUAAAUCAAUUUUAAUUGCUUCCUUUUUCCAUUUUUCUUCCUGCAGAGCCUGAUGGGAGAAUGUCCAGGGCAGGGAAACCACAUUUUCUGUAGACGAUAAUUAAAUGAAAAUUGGUGCUUAUUUUUACACUUCUCUUUUGUGGUGCUAUCUGUUUUAAGAUCUCCUUGAAGGCGACACUGGGGGUACCUGGCCGUGCCUCAUUCUCCCACCUUUCUCGAUCCAGGUUUUUGCCAAGGACGUUAAGAUAAAUGCACGUCGCCUUCCUUCCCACUGGCCCGCUCGCUCUUGCACCCCUAGAUCGCAGCGAGGCCGCCUCGAAGCCUGUUAGCAGUAUUAGGGCGCACUUCUGUGAUUUGAAAACACACACGCAAAGUACAAAGACGCUUCCCACAUUGUCCACGGUGUGACGAUGGCAGGUUGUAUUCGGUGGCUGAAUGUCUGUGGUGCUAAUUUCUGUGUUUGUUCCAAGAACUGAACUGAGGCCGCGUGUGCUGUCUCUGCUGGGCUCCUUUGACGCGGCCUCGGCAGACAGAGAAAUGUGCAAUGAACUCUGGGCCUCUCGGGCCUACCAGCAGCACUUCCUUCCCAGGUCAACAAUUUGGAUUUCCAUCCGCCAACAUCCUGGGCUCGGGUCUCAGCCGCCCCGGAGCUGAGGGCCAGCGCGGCUCCGUCUGGGUGUCAUUCCUUCUCCUUGAGCAAUGGCGAGGGGAUGCCCUCCGUGGGCGGAGGACCAGAGGGGCCGACAAGGAAAGGCCAACCCUUUACUGUGAAAAGCUGCCCCGGUCGAUGCCCUUUCCUUCCACGAUGGGAGAAGUAAGUUGGGCCCCCCACGGCCCUCGGGAGGAGCUGUGACAAGUCACAGUUCUGGUGCUGUCCUCCACCCGCCCCACCCCAUUGGAACGUUGUUCCAGCUUAAGAAACCACAGCAAAGCAACCCAGGAGCGACAAACACCACCCACAAGGAUUUCCCAAAUUCCCGUGGAAAUUGUAUCUCGUUCUUGCCAAAGAAAAGUCUGGCUUCGAGACUCUCUCCAGCCAGGAUGCCAGCGUGCGCCAACGACUUCCACCUUCAUCUCUUCAAAAGAAAAGCCAUAUCCGGGGAUGGCCCGGGUGCCCUGUGGGCUUUGUCUAGGUCAUGUGAUUCUGUUUUGAUUUCUCACCCCUCCUGAGUUCUCCUCCUCUUCUGUCUUCUUCCUCCGUUGGUCCCUUCAAAGCUGUUGCAAUUUGUACUGAAGUCAAAACGUGUCCCGUUCUCCCCAGACCACUUAGCUACGGUAUAUUUGCAAUAAAAUUACUUCUUAUAUUUGCAGAAAUUCUUUUGGCGUAAUUUUAUUUUUUCCUCCUAAUAGAUAUAAUUGGACACAUGUUGAAAGGAAAGAAAAAGAAAACAGGAAACAGAAAACCUGUGAUAAAAAGAUUCUAGGACAUUAGGCCCUUCAAAAGAGAAUGUCAGAUGACCCCUUGUACAUUUCCUAAAAGUCCAAUAGACACAUUCAUAAGUUUUAACUGUAAUGCCCAGGAAAGGGUGUUUUAAAAUAUUUUAAACCUGUGUAACAGAGGAAUAAUUGUAAUAGUUUUUCAAUAAAUCGAGUUUACUGUUUCCACCGUAAA
Equus quagga is the source of this 8436-nucleotide messenger RNA. RefSeq names its product collagen type V alpha 1 chain (gene COL5A1). Bases 407 to 5932 code for a protein of 1841 amino acids. Gene Ontology annotation, molecular function: extracellular matrix structural constituent. Lineage: Eukaryota; Metazoa; Chordata; Mammalia; Perissodactyla; Equidae. The record is from RefSeq and is a predicted model, not a curated record. The transcript is spliced from 66 exons.